AUGACUGAUGACACCGUACUGGUCGCGCCCAUGUCGGGCCUGUUGAUGCCUCAUGAAGGCUACGUAGCUGCUGCUAUUACACUCUUCUUCAUCGGAUUUUUUGGUUUCUUCACGAACUUGAUUGUCAUCAUACUCAUGUGUCGUGAAAAGCAGUUAUGGACUCCUUUGAACGUUAUCUUGUUCAACCUGGUGUUGUCAGACUUCUCAGUAUCCAUCCUCGGCAACCCCUGGACACUGGCAUCGGCAGUGGCUCGUCGCUGGCUCUUCGGCCGGCUCAUGUGUAUUAUGUAUGGCUUCUUUAUGUCCCUUCUAGGUAUCAGUUCCAUAACAACGCUGAUGGUCCUGUCGUUCGAACGGUACCUGAUUAUCAGCCGACCAUUUCACUCGCGUCACCUGACCCACAAAGGCGCAAUAUGCCUGAUCCUGGCCAUCUGGACCUACUCCCUGGUCCUCACUGCGCCACCGCUCUUCGGCUGGGGCGCCUAUGUCAACGAGGCAGCUAAUAUCAGUUGCUCAGUAAACUGGGAGACACGGUCGUACAAUGCUACUACUUAUAUCCUGUUCCUGUUCGCCAUGGGUCUUGUGGUGCCAGUCGUCGUCAUCUGCUUCUCCUACAUUAACAUUAUCCGCACCAUGAAGAAAAACAUGCUGGCCAUGGGGCGAGUGACCAAGGCAGAGUCCCGGGUGGCUAUCAUGGUGUUUGUCAUGAUUGUCGCCUUCUUCAUAGCCUGGACUCCCUACGCCGUCCUAGCCCUCGUUAUACAGUUCGGCAACGCUUCCAUCCACCCGGCCGUAGCAGUCGUACCCGCCCUUGUAGCCAAGAGUAGUAUCUGCUACAACCCCAUUAUAUACGUCGGCCUUAACACUCAGUUCCGGUCCGCAUGGCAGCGACUGCUGGGAGUGCACAUCUCCCAGGAGACGUCGGGCGAGGUGGGAGCCACAGUGGCGAGUCCCGCCAAUCAGAGUCUUGUGCAGCUUGAUGAUUCGGACAACAAAAGCAAGUCCAACUCGCGGCUCUCGAACUUCUUCUCGUCCAACUCCAGGAGUAAGAUUCCCAAGAACCUCUUCGUCAUGAUCAAGGGGAGAGACCAAACGACGACCACUAGGAUAGUGAGCGAGGCCGAGCAAGGACCCAAAAAGAAGAUGUUUUCCCAGAGGAUUCCGUCGGAGAGGAAGAAGAAAAGACCAAAACGUGAUAUGAGGAAGGAGUUGAGUGCGGACUGCUGCAAGAUAGAGAUCCAGCAGCUACCUGACCGAAAGGGAGUGAAAAGUGAACCUUCAUCGCCUGCCGAGCAUGUACUAUAAAUGGAGACAAUUUUUUUGAACUUAGAUUUUUAAAGUUGUUGUCAAUAUCGCAAGGUAUUGUAUUUGCUCGCGCUGAAGCUUCAAAUAUUUAUACUUAAGGCAUGUCAUAGCGGAUCAUUCCUUUGUGUAUCAGAUCACCCAAAAUAAGAGGUAAUAAAAAAUUAUUGAUAGAGAAAAAUUAAAUAUUUUGUAAAGAUAUAACAAAUAGUAAAUAAAAAAAUUAGCUAUUAAUUUUGGUAUAUAAUAAAGAAAAUAAGAAGCAGUCUCCAAUGUUAGUCCUGACGUAAUACUGGCACUGUAUUUUAACGUCAAUUAAUUUUCGGAAAUACCCUUGCAAUAUAUUUGCGUUUCGUAUGGUCCUAUGUAUUAGAUCUUGCCCUGUUUACAAUAUAGGGGUACAAUAAAGAAGUGUAGUUAGAACGAAAAAAGACUAGUGCCACGCGGUAUCGAUGAAAAAAUAUGUUCAGUAUAAUUUCCAGGCUUUCGAAGGUGGGUGAAAACCUGUUAUAUAUUCAUAACAUGAGUGUUUACUGUGCUCGGCUGUUUUUUCUUUAAAAAGAAUAAUAAUUUUGGAGGUGUUAAAAAAGCUGCUUUCCUGAUUUUUACAUGAGAUUUGUUGUCUUUUUCGGUGUUUUAAAAUGUUUAUAAACUAAGAAGGGCAGCAUGAAUUUUGAGAUAAAUGUAUAAAUGUUUAGAGGUUUGUUAAAGUCAAUAUCAUGUUCCACCACAUAUUCAACCUCACUAGCAAAUUAUGUAGUUCUAUAGUAUAUUAUAGUGCGCCAAGAUUUAAGGAAUGAUCCCGCUGAAAAUUCGGCCGUUUUUCGCGUAGUCAAUUUAAAUAUAUUUUUUACAAGACUGUGCAUUGAUGUAGGUUAGUGUUAAAGGUAAAUAUAACGAAUUUACUACGUUUAUAGUAUUAUUACUAUUACAACAUGUGAUAUUAACAUAGGAAUCUGUGAUGGUAUGGAAAACGAUUUUAAAUUAUUUCAAAACUUUUAUGUUGAUCUAUUUAUUGUGUUGCUCCACAACUAGUUUCACACAUUUAACGCACUUCAGUAGAAUUUAAUUGAAAUAUAAUAUCCAAUUUCGUAGAUAAAGUUUUGCAGCCCAUGCGUAAUUCUAAUUUUUCAAAAUUUUGUUUUAAAUAAAUUAUUACAUUUGUAAGGGCACCUAUAUGUCACUAAGUUUCGCUAUGAAAAAAAAAUAAAGUUUUAAGCCAUUACAAACGAUAUUAAUGUUUUCUAUGAUAGCAGAGUUUUCCAGAAAACAUUUUUAUGUACUCAGAACACAAGUAUUAACACAUUUUGAGUUUCAAGAUAUCCCUUAUUCACUUUGGAAAAUUCAUUUACGAUUGCUCCUGGUUGGAAUAUGUAAUUAGUAUCUACCAGUUACUUCUCUAUGUAUCAUCUCUACUUCUUAAUGUUGCUGGUUUUCUAAAUUUUCACUCAUAGAAUUUCAGAUUAUAGGGUUUGCUUUGUAAAUCUAUAGAUGUAUGAUGUAUAAAAAAGAAACAGUUUCGAUGAAUAUUAAUAAUAAAUAACAACGAAACAUUUUUUACAAACACUUUAUAUAAAACACUAUGCGAUGUUUAAAACAUGUGUAAAGAAAACACCAAUCUUCACUUCUUAAAACAUCUUUUCAGAUUCUUUUUGAAAACAUAUUAAUUAAUAAUAAUAAAACGCAAUCAUGAUUUAAAAUAAACGAUUGUCAAUCAUGAACUGUAAAUAAAAAGUUAAUAACGGUUUAACGAACAUGUACAGGAACACUUAUUCAUUUAUAUAGUAUCAAUGUUCCUUUUUGUUACAUAGGGAAACAAUAUAUUAUCAUAUUCCCUUGCAUUCUACAAAAUUAGUUACAAGUGAUCAAAUUUCUACAAAGAUGUAGGAAAAAUGCAUAACCUAAUUAUUCUAUCAUAAUAUAAAAGUGAUUUUUAAACUCCUUCCCAAAAAGGGCAUAUUUUUAUUUAGCUAGUUCUAUAACCCCAGUUUUUACAGGUAUUGCAUUCUGUUUCGUUUUAUACCAAAAAAUUUCAUAUUAUUAUACUUAUUA
Molecule: messenger RNA, 3354 nt
Organism: Homalodisca vitripennis (glassy-winged sharpshooter)
Lineage: Eukaryota; Metazoa; Arthropoda; Insecta; Hemiptera; Cicadellidae
Product: parapinopsin-like
Exons: 6
Coding region: 1-1305 (434 amino acids)
Biological process (GO): G protein-coupled receptor signaling pathway
Cellular component (GO): membrane; photoreceptor outer segment
Molecular function (GO): G protein-coupled receptor activity
Source: RefSeq, a predicted model, not a curated record